Molecule: messenger RNA, 3975 nt
Organism: Pogoniulus pusillus (Red-fronted tinkerbird)
Lineage: Eukaryota; Metazoa; Chordata; Aves; Piciformes; Lybiidae
Product: RNA-binding protein 44-like
Exons: 16
Biological process (GO): receptor internalization; regulation of G protein-coupled receptor signaling pathway; G protein-coupled receptor signaling pathway
Cellular component (GO): cell surface; signaling receptor complex; membrane
Molecular function (GO): coreceptor activity
Source: RefSeq, a predicted model, not a curated record
AUGAAGUUAGAAAAGAACAGUGAUGUUGAAAGCAAAACAAGAUGCUCCAACCAGACCUCCCAGCUGUUUUCUGAGGAAGCUGAGUGCGCUCUUGACAGAGGUAUUUCAGGAGAAGCUAAGCACUCUGUCUUUGAUCAGGCAUGUUCUGCCAAUGUUUCAGAAUUAAGGUUGUCAGAAGAAAACCUACCUUAUUUAAGUUCAUCAUUAGAUGCAGAUAUUGAAAUGUAUAAUAAAAAGAGAAUGAGGAUUUGCUGUGCACAGGAAGAUGAAAGCAAAGAAGCUGAUAUAUUGGGAAGGAAAUGUGACAAUAUGCACUGUGAUUGUGGAGUGUGUGACAGUUGCAGGCAGAGCUGUUCAAGUGAAGAUUCACAGCUGGAGUAUCACAGUGCCCACGAGCAAGAUUUUGAUUAUAAGAAUUGCUCAAGUGAGUUUUCUGAGCAAAGGGAAAUUAUAGAAGCAGAAACUUUAAAGCUGAUAGAUCCAGUUCAUGAAGUUCUAGAGGGUGGAGUCACACAGGAACACGGUCUCACUGGAGCGUCACAAGAUCGUUCUGCUUCUGAAUAUGGUGCAGGUGACCAGACCCACCCUAAAGCAGCAAUGCCUGAGCUUGCUGACCAGCUUCAGGACUCUCUGUCUCUGCCAGAUUCCAAUGACAUGACUUGCAAUCAUCAGGAAGAGCAAACAGAGUAUCAUAGUGUUGUUUGUGAAAGUCUGCUGGGAAGUCAUUUUUGCAGGAGAAAAGAAAGAGGCUGUCUAGGUCUGCACGUAUGUGACAGUGUAAAAAAUGCAGAAUUCAAAGACAUCCCACCGAGUGGUGAAAAGAAAGAUGGACACAUUUGUAGCAUCUCAGUGAAGCAAGGUGGUCCUUUACUGUCACCAAGGGAGAGGACCCCUGCAGUAGCCAUGCAGUUGUACAAAUGUGCAGGUCACCCUGAUACCUGCAGUUGUGAAGAACUGGGGGUGUGUGUGCAGGGUGACAGCUGUGUUGACUGCAUUGCAAAGGGUGUUGAAACCCAGUUUCCAAUUUCUGAAAUUCUCACUAGUGAGAACUCCUUUUUGGGGGUGGAAGUUGUGGAUAAAUCCCUUCAUGGAUAUACCAGCUGUCUGAGCUCAGAGUUGGAGUGUGGUGAAACCUUGAAGCACGUUUAUAGGGACUUUGCAGUUAGCCAGGCUGUCGAUGUAAGCUCGGAUUUUAGAGCUUGCUUUACAACAAGCAGAAGUACCAGUGCUCAGGUUUGUCUCUUAUCCAGAGCUGUUAAUACAGAGAUAACAAUGAUGAGCAAAUCUCGAACCGUGGAUUGUCACCAUGAAGUCCAUACGGACAUUGCUUGCAAUACAGAGUGGUCAUGUGGAGCCAGUGGUACAGAGAAAAUUUGGUCACAGCUUACUGAGGUGCUGGAAGAACACUCAGAUGGCAAUGCUGCAACAGCUGAAAGAAAGUCACAGACUCAGGAAGAGAAGGCAUCACAAAAUGAGUUUUGUAACUGCAGGUUAAAGAGAAAUACUGACAGGCUGAUAGACCUUGACAGGCAAGCUGUGAAGAAUUCUGUAUCAAGCCUAUGUCAGAAGUUGCUACAGAGAGCAACUGAAGCAGAAUUGCAGAUUCUAAAGACCCAUUAUUACAUGUGCUAUCAGCACUGCUUGAAAAUUUACAAACUGGCUUUGGAGGAAAACAUCUGUUUUGGCAGAUGUAUCCAAAAUACUGAAUUACUUUCAUCUGUCAAAUUGGUUUUGGAAGAACUCAAGAAGAAAUACAACAGUAUGAGAAUGCAUAUAAGCAAAGGUGUACCAUUAAAUGCUCUUCCACCUCUAUCAGUUGAGAUUAAGUUACUCCAAAUCUCUUCUUCUUUUGUCCCCUCCGAGUUGUUCAGACAGAAUCUUUGCUAUGAUUCACAGACUGUGUGUUUCUCUGAUGGCCGUCAUCCACAUGACUCUACUUCCUCUAAGACAUUUGAAGAACAACACAAGGAUCUGAAUGUGGAAUGCAGCACUGAAAAGGAUGAUUAUUGGUUUGAUGCUAAGGAGGAUUUGACAGCAGCAGAUAGUUCAGUAAUAUCUGAAAAAACAAAAAAGCAACAAGAAAACCAAGACACAGCUGAUUUAAGAGAUAUGAAGAUAAUGGAGAGUAGAAAUGAGGACUUUAUUCCUGUUAGUGGUCCAAGUUUCUUAGUGUCGGAGGGUGACUUAAAUUCAAAUUUCCAGAAGUAUCAGAUUUCAGACACCCUUUCCUCUGUGGCUUCUAUUAACUCCAGAUAUGUAGUUCUUUCUUGUAAGGACACUAAUAAAGCAAAGUUAGCUGUAGAGGAAAUGAAUUAGAAAACAAUAAAAGGAACAUGAAUAAGUGUGGAACUUUUAGAUACUGGAGAAAACUUCCUACAGAAUACAUUUGCUCCUUUCUCCUCUAAUUCACAUGAUGCCUUUGCUUCACUCAGUACACUGAACUUGAGCAGCUUUUCCAAAUUACUGAAGAAACUUAAAGAAUUACAUCCAGAGGCUAGCAGAGACAAAAUUGUGGAUGCUCUGCUAGAGGUGAAGAAAAACAACAAGGGUAUCCUGAGUGGCUUGUCCAUCAGUUCUAUUGUGGAAAGGACCUCUGUAAUUCUGAGGAAAUCAACCCCCAGUUUAGAUGGCUUUCUGAUUGUGAAGACUCUGGUCAUCGCCCUUGGGAAGAUUUUUGCAAAUUCAUUACUGCAACUUGUUCUGGGAUCAUAUUCUUACGUCCUGGGGAGCAGAACAGAGCAGCGACGGGCUUGGGGGAGGAUCCCACCCCACAGGCGGGCUGGCUGCAAGGCAGUGGAGAUGGCGCUGCUCCCGCGGCGAUUCCUCUGCUUCGUGCUGGCACAUCACUUCAUCGCGGCGACAGCAUGCCAGGAGGCAGACUACGGCUGGAUGAUCCGGCACUACUGCCUGAAGCAGUUCCAGCUCAGCAUGGAGGGCAUCGGGCAGCGGCUCUGGUGCGACUGGGAUGAGACUGUGGGCACCUACGGGGAGCUGACGAACUGCACGGCGCUGAUCGCCGAGAGGCUCGACUGCUACUGGCCCAACCGGCUGGUGGAUGAGUUCUUCGUGGCCGUGCACAAGCAGUACUUCAGGAACUGCUCUCCCUCUGGCCGGGCGCUGCACGACCCUCCCAACAGCAUCCUCUGCCCCUUCAUCUUGCUGCCUGUCCUCGUCACCCUGCUGAUGACCGCGCUGGUGGUGUGGAGGAGCAAACGCAGCGAGGGCAUCGUGUAGGGACGUCCUGCCACCACUGUAGGGGUGGGAUGGGGAGACCACCCUCUCAGAACAUGCCUGGGGUUUUUGGGAAACCCUGGCAGAGGGGCAUCCUGUGGUCAAGGUUCCAAGCCCUGGAGGCAGAGACAGCAAUGCCACCACUCCUCCCUCACCCAGUACCCUCCGCACCACACAUGUGCCUCUUGCCCGGUGGUUUCCAAAUGAAUCCAUUUAAGACACGGCUGCUUGGCGAGGCCUUCACGGGCUGUCUCGGUGGCAGGAAGCCCUCUCAGGGUACUGGGCAGCACAGCUCACUCCGGGCAGUGGCAUCUGCCUUUGCCAGAUGGUUCCCUCCCAGCACCCACUCCCAGCAUCGCAUGCCAAAAGAGGAAAAACAUUAAAGAAAACAGAAGCGAUUAGAAAAGAGGGUGGGGAGGGUGAAAUGCUGCUGCUGGGCCCUGUGGUGCUGGCCUGGCACUGGGAAGUGCCAGCGGGUGUGAACUGCAAAGUCUGUGGGUCGGGGCAACAAAACCGCCACAGCUUCCCCUUCCUGCAUUGGUUUUUUCCACACUAGGAAAGGCAUCUUCUCCCCGAAGCCCCCAGCACAAGGAGCAGGCCUGCAGGGGGUGGGUGCUGCCUGUGAUGGGAAGCAGUGGGUGAAAGUCAGCAGUGACACCAGUGGUGGCCUUGGCAGUGCCCUGGGGCUAACAAGCAACGGGAAUAAGGUGCUCUUUCUACCUAAAUAAAUACAGACAUAAAGCA